UCUUUUUAUAUUUUCAUAGCAGUUGGUGAAUAAUAUUUAGCUACUAUAAGAUACUUGAGUUUAUUUUAUCAUUCUUAUUUUGUAAGAUGUAUUUUCGAUACUAUGGAUUUUAUCUUUUAAUAAUAAUUUCUAGUGUGAUGAUGAAAGCAAAAACACAAAACCAACAUACAAUCGUGAAGCGCAACGCAUGGCAACUUGGUAAAAUGAUUCAAUGCGCACAGAACAUUACCAGAUGGCAUUCAUUCUGGGCGAUGAGUUAUUACGCUGACUAUGGAUGUUUUUGUGGCCAGGGUGGAUCGGGAUCUCCUGUUGAUGAAUCCGACAGAUGCUGUUACAUUCACGAUCAAUGUUACGGCGAGGUUGAAUCAAAGAGUCAACUCUCGGGAUCGAGAUUCUAUUGGGCAACUUAUCAGUAUGAAUGCACCCAAGGAUGCAUCUCGUGUUACGGGAAUGGAUGGCGACAAGAAUUAUGCAAAUGUGACAAAGAUCUUGCACAGUGUCUCGCGACUCAUCGUGUUUCCUAUUUGUCAUCGAAUAUAAAUUUGAACAUUUCAAAACAUUGUUGAGAAUAUUUUAUGUCCAUUUCCAUCAAAUGUCUUUUAUUGUUCCGGUAAAUUUUAUUACAUAUAUAUAUGUAGCUUCAAUUUAGUCAAUGUUUUACAUUUUAUGAUGAAUAAGGCAAUGUCUUACAUUUUAUGAUGAAAAAUUUCAACAGUUCCCCAAUUAUAUUGGAAAUUUGAAAAG
Molecule: messenger RNA, 744 nt
Organism: Styela clava
Lineage: Eukaryota; Metazoa; Chordata; Ascidiacea; Stolidobranchia; Styelidae
Product: acidic phospholipase A2 CM-II-like
Biological process (GO): phospholipid metabolic process; lipid catabolic process; arachidonate secretion
Molecular function (GO): calcium ion binding; A2-type glycerophospholipase activity
Source: RefSeq, a predicted model, not a curated record